This is a messenger RNA of Aspergillus oryzae RIB40, 2067 nucleotides long. RefSeq names its product Zn(II)2Cys6 transcription factor. The record is from RefSeq and is a predicted model, not a curated record. Bases 1 to 2067 code for a protein of 688 amino acids. Gene Ontology annotation, molecular function: zinc ion binding; DNA binding; DNA-binding transcription factor activity, RNA polymerase II-specific. Lineage: Eukaryota; Fungi; Ascomycota; Eurotiomycetes; Eurotiales; Aspergillaceae. Gene Ontology annotation, cellular component: nucleus. The transcript has a single exon. Gene Ontology annotation, biological process: DNA-templated transcription; regulation of DNA-templated transcription.
AUGUCCGACAUCGCAAGGUUCACAGGCAAAUUUCGAGCUCGUACAAAUCCUAAUCCCUCCCAAAAGGCCUCGACUGCGAAAGUAACAAAGUCGCAGAGAGCAUCGCUAGUGUGCGAGCAAUGCAGAAAGUCUAAGCUUCGAUGUGAUCGGGGACAGCCAUGCAGUAGCUGCAUUAGGAGACAUGAAUCAGACGCUUGUUCUUAUCGACAGAGGUUGGGGCCAACGGUUAAUAGUGGCGACCACAGCACCAUUGAGAGCAGGCUGACACACCUGGAAUCUUUGCUCAAUGCAUUGAUGCGUAACAAGGAAUUGCCAUCAGAACACGAGGUGGUGCCUCCUGAUUUGUCCCGCUGCUCAGUAGAUGCUGCUACUAUUCAGUUUCAGGGUGACUCAAUUGAUGAUACCGCAUAUGUCGGUUCUACACAUUGGUCAGCUAUUCUGGACGACAUUCACGAGCUGCAGGUGGCCCUGAGUGGCUCUAUUGAUAGCCAGGGAGUUAAUAAGCUUGCUACACCGGGGGCUCCUACCUUGGGUACUGAAUUGAUAUUUGGAUCAGCACAUAUUUACUCUUUGCAACAAGUCAUGUCUCGAUAUCUUCCAUCGAAACUAGAUAUCGAUCGAUACCUCUCUUUGUACUUUCAAGGCGAGACUUUCGUAAUCCCAUUCAUCCACACCUACCAUUUCCAGCGCCAAUAUAGAGGAUUUUGGGCCGAUCCAACCAAAGUCGAUCCUCUUUGGCUUUCGAUAUUAUUUUCUAUAUGCUGUCUGUCAUCCCUUACUAGGGAAACGGCUGGCCCAGGUCGCCCACUACAAAGGGACACACUCCCCGAGAGUCCUAAGUUCCACACGGCUGCUGGACAAUGUCUUGUCAUAGGGGAAUAUCACCGACCGCAAAAACUUGCAAUUGAGGCGCUCGCUGUCUAUGCUCAGUGCAAGAAUCUUACAACUUUGGAUCCUUCCCGAGAAGCCGGGAUGAUUCUGGGAAUGGUUGUCCGUAUGGCGUAUGAAUUGGGCUACCACCGCGAUCCAGAUUCCUUCGGCUCUCUGAGUGUUUUCGAAGGCGAAAUGCGCAGGAGAUUCUGGGCUGCGUGUAAGCAUAUGGAUAUCAUGAUCAGUUUCCAGCAGGGCCUACCGAGUAACAUUUGUCUCGAGAGUUGCGACACGAAGUCCCCAAGAAACCUCUUAGACUCAGACUUUGACGUGGACACGCAGGUCUUGCCUGAGUCUCGACCCGAGACUGAGCCUACAAAGUUGCUAUGGUUCAUUGUUAAGGAUAGACAAAUUACGAGCUUCAGCAAAGUCUGUAAAUACAUGCUAUCUUUUAAGGAGCAUUCUGAAGCUGAUCUACAUCGGCUGGACGAAGAAAUCCGACAAACGUACGCAACGAUUCCCGAUAUCUUGCGAACUCGUCCUCUCUCAGAAUCUAUUGCGGACCCUCCCUUUCUCAUAAUUACCAGGCUAUAUAUUGAAUUUAUUUGCUUGAAAAAUCUCUGUGUUCUGCAUCGCGGAUACAUGGUCCAGGGUAAUGUUAAUAGUACUAAGGCCUGCGUUGAAGCCGCGAAGCGCCUUGUCAGUCAAUUUAUCAAUAUGUACAAGGAGUUUUCACCUGGCGGUCAACUACACACGGAGCAAUGGAUGCUGACAAAUUUCACGAUGAACGACUUUUUGUUGGGCGUCAUGGUGCUCUGUCUGGUGAUACAUAUCCAUCGCAAACAAGCCUCCUGGACCGGUACUAUCGAUUCUGCCAUACAAAAAGAAGUGCUUUCUCUUCUCGAACAGUCUUACGAGGUUUGUGUAGAGAAUUCCCAGGCCAGCAGAGAUGCACGACGGGUGUCUCAUGCCUUACAUCUGAUUCUAAAUAGCGCUAAGACGUCCAGGGCACCCGAAUUGCAACCUGCAAACGGUGCCACAUCGGGUACAAACUCAGCGUUACUGGCUACGCAGACUGAGAGUACUAUUGGCCAGACAAAUUUAGCUCCUUUUGAUGUGUUUGAUCCGUUUAAUAUCAUGGGCAUGGACUUUGAAAACAUUGACUGGGAUGCUUUCGUCCCCCAAUUGUCCAUCUAA